AAUAACAAAAUGGUGGCAAUUCACAGUUUGUAGGCAAAUUAUUCCUUCAACUCACUAAAUUACCAACACCAUGGCAAGUAACAGAUCCGUGCGGCGUGCCCAGGAACCCGUUACCUACACGUGUGCUUUGUGUGACACUGAAAACGAGGUACGAUGGUAUUGUAACGACUGUCAGGAGAAUUUAUGUGACCGGUGUAAGGAAGCCCAUACACGCGGAAAGAAAACAAAAAACGAUGACGUCGUAUUGAUAGGGAAGGCUAACCGUCAGGGUGACAAGCUUGUACCAGCGGUAUGUAAACUACAUCCCGGUAAACUGUGUGAUCUCUUCUGUUCGGACUGCAACGAGUUGCUUUGUUCGAUAUGUAUAUCUAAAACUCACAAACACCACAACUGGAAACCUUUCGAAGACGAAUUUUCUUCUAAAAAGCAACAUUUGAAAGAACAUAUGACAGCAAUUUCUGCUAAAAUAGAACAUUUCAAGAACGAGACAUCAGAGCGACAUAAUGAUAACGAAGGGUUCAAUGGCAGCAUUGAUACAGUGAGGAAAGAAGUGAACUAUAAAAGGACAAAGUUAAAGGCGGAAGUAGAUUAUAUCGCUGAUGCAAUACUCGCUGAAUUAUCGGCUUUAGAAAAAGAAGAAUCAACAUUGCACAAGAAAGAUUGUCAACGAUCAGAGAAAAACGUAGAAGAACUGAUGCAUCUGCUUAACGAAGCGGAAAUGACAGAUACAUCAAGCGUAUCCUUGUUUGAAACAGAAAGGUCAUUGAGGACAAAGCUGCCACUGUAUGACGUUAAUGUGAGAUAUGUUUCACCAAAACCACUAAGGUUUGUUACCGAAAGUAUCGACCGUGUCAUGUUGACAAAAACGUUUGGUAAAUUACACCAUGAGAACCAGUACGAAAAGAUAGACAUCGACAGUAAACACGUUCAACGUCUCUCUAAGUUUACUGUUACUCCACAAAAUAUAAUAAACAAUGUAUGUCCAGUUGACGACAGUCACGCGUGGUUGUCAAUGUACCAAUACCAGGGUCUGGUACUGGUCAACAAGAAGGGUGUGGUCAUAGAGACAGUACAAUUGGACUUCUGUCCGUCCAAUAUCACCAUGGUCGGGACAACCGACAUACUUAUGACCAGUAAUCCACGUAGUACAUUUGUAUAUAAACUAUCACUACACAACAAACAAGUGACAACAUUUGCUGACAUCAGACCACAUGACGCAUGUGACGUCAGUAUCAACGAGAGGGGCGAGGUGUUUGUUAUUACACAUACACCAGACAUAGUGGUACUGGAUCAUUCAGGUACGAUUAUAAGGAAGGUCACGACUCGAUCAAAAACUAUAGGUUACGUUGUUUCCUUGUCAUCGGGACGUCUGUGUGUAGUUCAAGCAAUUGGAGUAAGUUCGACUGAUAGGAACAUAUUGAUAACAGACGAGUCAGGUGCCGUCAUACAGACAUGGACUGGUGAACUCGACAACGGUCAAAAGGUCGGUAGUAUGAACCUCAGGAAAAUGUCAUGUGAUAAGUACGAUAGAGUCUUUGUACCAGAUAACCAUAACAGUCAGGUGUACGUCCUACCGAGAGACGGUAAACAAGCUAUGUGUCUCCUGGACCGGACACAUGGAGUGGUGAAACCUGCAGCGGUGGGUGUGGACACGUGUGGUAACGUGUGGAUCGGGUGUGAGGACGGCACCGUACACGUGAUGGACUGUAACAUGAGGAAAUAAUGAUAUACGGUACAUAUGUGCUCGUGGUACUAUAAUAUAUUGUAGAUCACCGAUGUAUGAAGUCUGAAGUAUCCUCGAAUAAGAAAUUAUAUGGAGCUGUAUCCAAGAUUUUUUUGUGUAUGUG
This is a messenger RNA of Mizuhopecten yessoensis (Yesso scallop), 1847 nucleotides long. RefSeq lists its product as uncharacterized. The coding region runs from base 71 to 1723 and encodes 550 amino acids. The record is from RefSeq and is a predicted model, not a curated record. The transcript has a single exon. Gene Ontology annotation, molecular function: zinc ion binding. Lineage: Eukaryota; Metazoa; Mollusca; Bivalvia; Pectinida; Pectinidae.